Lichtheimia ornata is the source of this 561-nucleotide messenger RNA. RefSeq lists its product as uncharacterized. Gene Ontology annotation, molecular function: zinc ion binding; mRNA binding. Lineage: Eukaryota; Fungi; Mucoromycota; Mucoromycetes; Mucorales; Lichtheimiaceae. The coding region runs from base 1 to 561 and encodes 186 amino acids. The record is from RefSeq and is a predicted model, not a curated record. Gene Ontology annotation, biological process: mRNA splicing, via spliceosome. The transcript is spliced from 6 exons. Gene Ontology annotation, cellular component: nuclear speck.
AUGGCACUCUUUAUUGGCCGCAUUCCGAAAUCGAUGAGCACUCGUGAGCUCGAAGGCAUCUUUAACAAGUACGGCAAGAUUACUCGCUUGGAUCUCAAGACCGAUUUCGGCUUUAUUGAGUUUGAGGAUAAACGUGAUGCUGAGGAUGCUAUGAAUCAAGUCAACGGAAAGGAACUUGUGGUGGAAUGGGCUCGAAAUGGUGGAAAACGUCCCAACGAGAAUGAAUGCUUCAACUGUGGUCGUGAAGGUCAUUGGGCCAAGGAUUGCCGUGAGAAACCACGUGAUGGACGUUAUCGCAACAAUGGCCGUGGAAGAUCCCCUCGUCGUGAUUAUGGGCGCGAUAGCAGAAGAGGCAAGGAUUAUGAUCGCCGUGACAGAGACCGGGAUUAUCGUCGUCGUGAUGAUCGAGAAGCCUCUCCUCGUCGUGGUGGUGGUGGUGGCGGCGGCGGUGGUGACAAUUACUAUGAUCGUCCUAGAAGGGAACGUCGUGACCGUGGUGGUGAUCGUAAUGACCGUGGCGACCGUAACGGGGAAAAGGACAGAUACGAUUCGAACAAUUAG